Molecule: messenger RNA, 1462 nt
Organism: Hevea brasiliensis (rubber tree)
Lineage: Eukaryota; Viridiplantae; Streptophyta; Magnoliopsida; Malpighiales; Euphorbiaceae
Exons: 4
Coding region: 170-646 (158 amino acids)
Biological process (GO): positive regulation of cell population proliferation; regulation of root meristem growth; cell differentiation
Molecular function (GO): growth factor activity
Source: RefSeq, a predicted model, not a curated record
UGCAACCACAUGUCAAGUAUUUUAUCAAGAAAAAAAGCAACUGCUAGUUAGAAACCUAGCUUUGACCUUUGUUUGGACUCUAUAAAGAACCCCUCUUCUAUCUUUCACAUGAUUCCUCUCUUUUGUUGUCUGAUAACAAAUAUAUCCAUAGAAGAAAAGGAAGACAAAAAUGGUGUCCACAAGGUGUAGUAGCUUUCUACUUACGUUCAUUCUUCUGGUACAUGUAGGAAACUCAAGUUCUGGCUCCCUUUCUGCUUACCAAGCAAAGGAGAUAACAGUAGUUGCUAAAGGCAGUGAGCUUGCAGUGGCAGAAAGCAUGCGAAGAUUGGAAAUUUCUGAUGGUGUUCCUGCUGCCAUGGAUGAAGUUAGCAACACAAGGCUCGGUGGAAGAAAAAUGGUGCUGAUGAAAAGGGUUUUGAGAGAAAAGAUGAAAGAGGAACUAUUAAAUAAAGAAGACUCGAAGAUUUCAGGUGCAGCUCGUUUAGUAGGAAACUGUAACCACAGAGCAGGGAAGGGAAUUUUGAAUGAAAAAUGUAAAUUGAUGAGUGGUAGGAGGUCUGUUCCUUUGAAGGACAAAAGGGUUCGUUUUACGGCUUUCAGCGCCGAUUAUCAUGUCCCAAAAUCCCAUCCUCCUAAGAAUAACUGAGAGCUAGGAAGAACAGUAGCGAAGCCCCCAAAAGAUAGCCAUGUGCUAUCUUUUUCAAUUUUGGUUUCGUAUAUGUUUCUUCCCUUUAAUUUGUUUUCUUUGAUUGGUGUUCUAGUGCAUACAAGUGCGAAAUAUCAUACUUGUAUGUAUGCAAAUACCAUUCUAACAUUGAAUAGAAUCCCAUUUUCAUUUUAAAAAUUAUCCAAGACCAUUUAAUUCCUUCUGUUUUUAGUUACUGAAUGUUCAUACCCACAGAGUUCGUACAAUUACAAUGGUUAAAGCCGCAAAAGUCUUGCUAUCGUUAUGUUUCAAUUUUUUUAUUUGGAUGUUAAUUGGAUGCAGGAAAGAACACAUAUGCUUCAAAGAAGCAUCCUCAGGACUCGAAAGAGAGCUUAAAAUAUCAGAAUGAAAGUAGAUUGUUGAAGGCAAAGUCAGAGAAUCCCAGAAGCCAGCAAGCUCCUGCCAAGGGACCAGUAUAUUUCAAGCCUGUUUCAACUACUACAAGCAGCAGCUUGGAAUGUUCAUCAAGGUAUACAUAUAUAAUUCCCCAAGAAUUUGAUGGUUCAUAUCAGAAUCUUGAAUCCCGAAAGCUUCUUGACAAGGCUGCCAUGGAAAUUGUUAACUUGAUAAAUAAAGACUAUACAGGAGGGGGAGGUCCUCGUCAGAAGCCUCCAAUCCACAAUGACCAACCUAUGACUAUGAAUGGUCAACAACAUGAUCUGACACCAUAAAUCUGUUGCUAUUUCAAAAAAUUUUGACCCCAUAGGAAGGAAAUCCACAACCUUUUACACAAGUACUAAUUUUUCUCCUUUUACA